AUGACAAUAUUGUCAGUUGCGGGUAGCAAAGGUCGAGUACAAGCAGGCGGAGAUUUGUUCGACCAAGCCAACUCAUCGAGCAACGUAUUUCUUUCAUUUUAUUUUAAUAGCAGUUUUUUGAUCUUUAAGGUUGGUAUAUUGACGGCGAAUGAAGCAGAACUUUUCAACAGUGUUAAACGUUGGCUUGGCGAUGUGAACGAGCGAAUUUUAAUUCACGUAAUUAAGAACCACAGUACCUCAGUGCAGUCACAAUUUGGUGGAAAUUCAGAGAGUUUGAUGAAUGAUAUUAUUGGUAGUUACUUUGAUAAAAUUCAGCCUGAUGCCGAACGAUCUUUCAAGCAAGUGCGAUUUGAUGAGAAUUCAAAAAAUUCUCCACAGAAUGCAUCUCUGAAGCGACCAUCAUCAUUUACUAGUUGUGGGACAUCAACAGAUAAAGCUGUUGUUGUCGAUUUGACAUUGGAAGAGGAUCGUGGUUCUUUAAAGUGGAAAAAUUCCAUGACAAAUAAUGUAAUUGGCAGUCGUGAGGAACAAGACGUCAUUAAGGCGAUUGAAGAAUCACUUAAGGAAAACCAGAAUGUGCCUGGAUUUUCACCAUUUGCGCAAAAGGAUGCGGAAAAUCCUCAUGAACGGAAAAGGAUUGAUCUCAUGCCAGUUGGAUUGAAAAAUAUUGGAAAUAGUUGCUGGUUUAAUGUUAUUGCUCAAACGUUAUUUCACCUUCCACGUUUUCGGCAGUUACUUUUCGAAUUUACUGCUAAAGAAUUUUGGGAUGAAGGUGAUGGAUUUACUGAGCGGCCUUCUUCUUCAAAAGAGGUAACUCCUUCUGAUUUGUUAUUUGCUUUUCGCGGUCUUUCUGCCAUGCUUCUUGCUUCUACUCGUGCUUAUGUAGAUCCCACAGAUAUUUUACAAACUAUAAACGACUUAAAUACGAAUUUGAAUAAAACUGUUCCUUGCAUCGGAAUUCAGCAGGAUGCUAUCGAAAUGCUAUUGCGAUUAAUUGAAUGGUUAGAACAAGCUUUUAAUGCAUGUGAUAUUGCAAAUUGUGCACCAUUAGAUGCAGAAAUGGAAGAAGUUUCAUGCUUCAAAGCAAAAGAGGAAUCCAAUGCAGUUGAUGAGAUUACUGAUGAUGGUGCUAAUGCUCCCACUACUUCAUGCGUCUUGCGUCCUUUCAAUUCUCUUUUGCAUGGUUCUCAUAUUGAGUUGCGUCAGUUUCCAGCAAUGCUAAAAAGUAUUUUCAUGAUUUUAGAUGGCGUAAUUACACGAUCCGUACUCGAAAAUUCGUUACAGAUGAUAAAUUUGGAUGUUUCAUUUGAUAAUCUUCACGAUUCACUUGAAGCUUAUCAUUUUAAUGAUUAUCCAUCUAAAGAGGUUAUUAUUUUCCAUUUUUUUUAUAAAUUACUUUUAUUUUUCUUGAAUGUGUGGUUUGAAAAUUUGCCUCCUGUGAUUAUUUUUUCAUUAGUGCGAUUUAGCUACAAAAAUGGUCAAACCGAGAAGCUGCAUAGCAAAUUUCAUUUUCCGCUUGAUUUUUUCAUGGACCGAUAUCUGCACCGUAAUCGAACCUACGUUAAUAUAAAAAGACAAGAGCGUAUGAUUCUGAAAGAGAGACUUGAAAAUUUAAAAAAUGAAUUGCGAAGGUUGUGUUUUAUUCAUUGCAUAAAAUUUUCUCGACGCACUCUUUUGCCCUCUUGGGGCAUCAGUGCAUUUGGAUUUGAAAAUAAUGAAGGAUCUGGACAUAUGGAAGAUCAUUCCAAUGAGUUCAAACCAGCAAUUUCAAAAGAGUUAGUCGUAUUAGAUGCUGAUGCUGUUGCACGCUUCCUGCUUCAGAUUUCGAACGAUGUUAAUGCGAAAAUUAUCGGUCUUCAAGAUGAAGUUAACAGUUUGCAAGAAAAUAUAGAUGCUACUUUCAAUGUCGAAAAUAUGAAAGAGGAAGGCUAUCGUUUGCAUAGCGUUAUAAUUCAUGAAGGAGAAGCAAAUGUUGGACAUUAUUGGGCAUAUAUAGCUGAUCAUUCAACACUAGAUGAAAAUGGAUCCCCCGUGAACUGGCGACGAUUUAAUGAUAAGAGCGUUGAACGAGCUACAUGGCAACAAAUUGAAGAAGAUUCCUUUGGAUCAAGAAGGACAUGUUCAGCAUAUUGCCUUAUAUAUACGAGAAAACGUUUAGAGCAAGAACUUUUUGGGCAAGGUGGUAAUACAGCUUCUUCUACAAUUCCACAUUUGCUAGAUACACUGCCGAUAGAUUUGAAGCAGCUGGUCGCUGCUGAUAAUGAUAAAUUUAACAAGGAAUUGGAAAGCUGGGAUUCGAAAAUCCUGCCAAUAGAAUGUGGCCCUAUUAACCGGCCUGUUUUACGUCUUCCUGUUGACAGUGAAAUUGCGGAUAUGCUCGGUGUUUCAAAGCCUUUGGAUUUAAUGAACAUUAGUCGGCGACAUUGUGAAUGCGCUUUUCAUUAUUUUGGGAAUGCUAUGUUGCAAAGUGCAUUAAAAAUGCUAUAUGAUAAAACUUUAGACAAUGUCGAUGAUGCCAAGAUGAUUUUCAAUGAGUUGCUCAAUAAUCAUAUUUGCCAUAUUAAUCGUGCCAUUGAAUUGUUUGCCAAAACUUCAAAUAUGGAUAGAUUAUUGAUUCUUACCGAAUGGGCACGUUUAUUUGGUUUUUCGAUGAGUAAGGAGGCCGAAAAGCUUUUUAUUGUACAGGUGCUUUCCAAACUGGAUGAACCAAAUUUACAGUCACUUUGCAAAGCCUAUAAAUCUGAGCGGGGACUGGCAGGAAAUAAUAAUCCUGUUAUCGAUGAGCUUGAUGUAUGUCUUUUCUUGUGUGGUCUAUUCAUCAUGACAUAUUGCAAAGCCGGAGUUUAUGUGCAGCUAUUCGCCAAAAUUAGUCAAGACAUUUUGCACUCUAUUUCCGCUUCAAAUGAAAAAAUCGUGGUGGAAUACGAUAAUUUCCUUCGAACGGAAUAUAGAGCCAUGCUUAGUAGACUUCGUUGCUAUAAAGGAGAAGCAUAUGAACAGGUUGUUGUCAAUGGUUGUAGUAAGAGUAACUUAUCAGAGAUGCCAUUCAUACAUUGUGAUAUUAAAGAUGUUUCAGUAGCGAAGGAUUUGAUUUCUUUAAAACAGUAUAUGAUGAAAGUAAAUCUCAAUACUGUUGAUGAUUUAUUAAUCACUGUCAGUAUGUUGAUAAAACAAGAAUCUGUUACUCCCAGCUGA
Molecule: messenger RNA, 3195 nt
Organism: Dracunculus medinensis (Guinea worm)
Lineage: Eukaryota; Metazoa; Nematoda; Chromadorea; Rhabditida; Dracunculidae
Source: the annotation of a GenBank genome assembly